AUGCGGAACAACCGGUACCAUCAGGUAUAUGGAAUUCCGUGUGAGCGUGCUGCCUUGUAUGCGGCAGAAACGGAUGACUAUGUUAGAAGAGAAGGUGAACGUCAGUCGUAUGUUGAUCGAGCAUUAAGAGAAGGUGUUUGUGGAGAUUCCGAAUUAGCUAAACACAUGGUAAGAGGUCGUGGUGGUUCAAGAGGUCGUGGUGGUUCACGAGGACGUGGUGGUUCACGAGGACGUGGUCGUGGAAGGGGUACUGCACGUAUAGGGCGUGGGGCUGCAAGAGGACGUGGUAGAUUUCGCCGUUCAACAGCCAACAGACAGCCAAGAUCAACCUCGCCAAACGCAGCAAAACAGGCUGACCUUGAAUUAAAUUUGAACAUUGAUAUUGAUCCAAAACCAUACUUCACAAAUUCUGGCGUUACGAUAGAUCAUCACAUAGAAGCACAAAACAAAAAUCUUUCUCGUUACCUGGCUGCGUUAUUUGCCCUUGACAUCAAUAGUGUCGAGGUUUUACAAAAAUCAAAGGCAUGUGCUCUAGCCGCUGCCUGGUGUAGACACGAUCAUAAAUUGGCAAAUAAUCUAUUGAGACAUCGGCGAUUAUUUACACUAACAGAAGUACUGAAAGCUGUAAAUAUGCUGGAUGCCGCUCGUCAAAUACGUGUUCAUGAAAAACAAUUAAAACGUCUCGAAUUAUCAAAAACAAAACCAAAAGUGACUAAACUAGGAAAAAUUAAGAAUAACAUUGAUAAUUUAAGUAAAUUAAAACCACUGUCUGGUAGUGCUAGUGGCGCUGUUGCACGUCAUAUUCAACGUUGGGCACGUACACUGACAGCCGCAGAAUUAGAAUACUUCGCUUUACAUAUGCCAAUUGAACCGUGGAAAAAAUUGGCUGAUAUUGUUCAUUUUAAUCCGACAAAGGAUUUCCCUGCUUUGCCGUGGUUUUUACCCUUUUGUUUUGGCACUGCUGCUCCACCUGAAACUAUGGUUGCUCAGUGUCGAAAUUUAACAGCUGAAAAUGUGAAUACGCUAUUAAAAGAAUUCAGUAUACCUUAUUCACAUCUGAAACAAUUCAAAGAACAUUUAACCGAAGAUUCAAAAGCAAAAAUAGCAUUGAAAGAAGAAAAAUUAGAUACAAUUUUGUGGUAUUAUGAAGAUUUACGAUGUGAUGCAGUUGAUGAUGUAAUUAGUGAAAGAUUGCAACAGAAUGAAAAAGUAACAUUACCGUAUGGAAAAUUGAUGGAACGAUUAUUAUUGGUGAGAUUGAUUCGCGAAGGUAUAAAUCCAUCAGAACGCAGACGAACGACCAGAAAUCAGCAGCAACAAUUGGACAAAGCGAAAUUUUAUACCGAUUUGUUACCAAUGGCUGAAGAACAAUUAGCAAAAAUAAAAUUACCGCUCGAAUCACCAGUCGCAGUUUUAGCUGAUGCCAGCGGAUCGAUGGAAGUUGCGAUUAGAACAGCGACAAUUUUAAGCAGUUUACUCACUGCAAUUUGUACUGCAAAACUGACAUUUUUUAAUGACAAAAAUUUCCUACCAGAAUUUAUUCCUAAAACAAUAGAGGAUGUUUUAUCGUUAGCCAUUGCGACCAAGGCAGAUAACUCAACUGCGCCAGCAGCUAGUUUAGUUCCUUAUUACGAUGCCAAAGAAGUUAUUAAAACAUUUAUUAUUGUCACUGAUGAGGAAGAGAAUGCCAAUGGUACAAUCCGUGAUGGUACACAAAUGAGAUUUCAUCCGUUGUUCAUGAAAUAUCGAGCUGAGGUUUAUCCAGCUAAAUUAGUGUUCAUCUCAUUUUUGUCUCAUCAACAUGCACAAGGUCAAAUGUACGAUGAAUUCAUUCGUGACAAUGUUCCAGAUGUAUUGCAGUUCAAAUUCAAUCGUGAGCGCCCGGAUUUGACUAAAAUUGAUAAUUUAUUAGGCUUGUUAUCAACAGGUGCAUCCGAAUCAUUCGACAAGAAUCUUGAACCAUUGCAAGAUGAAUUUCAGAAAAAUGGAAUUGAAGCGGUUAUUUCCAGUCUUCUAAAUAAAAUAGAAAACGCUACACCGAUGGACGUAGAAACUGCCUCAUAA
Molecule: messenger RNA, 2064 nt
Organism: Didymodactylos carnosus
Lineage: Eukaryota; Metazoa; Rotifera; Eurotatoria; Philodinida; Philodinidae
Source: the annotation of a GenBank genome assembly